This is a messenger RNA of Sipha flava (yellow sugarcane aphid), 2153 nucleotides long. Its product is annotated as protein THEM6-like. Lineage: Eukaryota; Metazoa; Arthropoda; Insecta; Hemiptera; Aphididae. The transcript has a single exon. The record is from RefSeq and is a predicted model, not a curated record. The coding region runs from base 542 to 1201 and encodes 219 amino acids.
UGAACGUUCAGCGGCAAUCUGCGACCGACGCACACGCCCAGUCAUACCGUACACAGCGACCGAAGCGACCGAAUAUUACGCACACACGCGCGCUCGCGCCAGAAACAGCUCUAUAGUAUAUUUACGUAUAUAUAAUUUUAAAAUUACGCAUAGAGACGGGACGCGACUUAUUGUAUUUUUAUUUUAUAUUUUGUUUAGAAGGAAACAGUAUUGUUUACGAAUAUCGAUUUAUUAGUAACUAUAAUUGUUCAAUAGCUUGUACGCGCGCGUGUUCCGCAGCGUAGACGGGUACAGUUACGGCCGACGUGCAAUCCAUCGCGCUCAGCGUUCGCUACAUUCGCUGCGACGUUUACGUUUACAAUCGGCAGUGCAGAUUUUCGGAUCGAAUUUUUGCGGCGACGCGUCACCACGGUUAAUCGUCCGGAAGCGGUGCAGGAAAUAAAAACCGAAACGCGCAUCGGAAAUACGGAAAUACGGAACGCGGGACAUCGAUAGUAAGAGUAAUAACAGAAGAUUGGUGACGGUCGACGGGAUAACAACGAUGUUGGACGUUUUGCUCGCGUGUGACUCAUAUACGGCUGCGGUAACGGUGCUGCUGGUGCUCGUGCUGCUGUACUGGGUGUUCGAGGUGCACUACUUCGCGCGCACAUUCUGGUGCGCGGCCACGUGCCGGCUGUUCAAGAAGUAUGUGCACGUGCUGGACACCACGUCGUACUCGUCGGCGUGUCUGACCACAGACGUGGACUUCCUGCUGUUCCAUAUGAACAACUCGCGGUACCUGCGUGAGGUGGACUUCGCGCGCACCGAGUUCUACACACGUACCGGCCUGUGGCGGGCGAUUCGCGACAAGGGUGGGUUGCCGGUGCAGGGCGGCACCACCAUCAGGUACCGGAAGUUUAUCCGCACAUUCAGCAUGUACAGCAUCUCGUCCCGGAUCGUGUACUGGGACAAGGACUCGGUGUACAUGGAGCACCGGUUCGUGAGCAGGGGCGACGAUUUUGUCAACGCGAUCGUGCACUGCCGCCAGCGGGUGAUCAACUGCGACGUGGAGCAGCUGAUGGGUGAGCUGCUGGCCAAGCACGCCAAGGAAAACCCCGGGAACCAGGAGGCACCGCGGCUCAAGCCCGAGUGUCCGUUGGAGAUACAUCACUGGAUGCAGGCUAACUUGGUGUCCAGCGCCAACCUGCGCAACGGCAACUGACCGACGUCCGCCGCCGCUUUCGGUCUUAUUCCGGCCGUUCCGGCUGCUCUCCUAUCGCCACGCAAUGCGGUACAUUCGCGUUCUCGACUGAAUUUCACAUCACGCGCGCGUACCUCCAUUCAAGGGUCAUAGCAUUGUUCCAUCGACCAUUUAUUAUCAAUUGUAUUAUUAUUAUUAUUAUCAUUAUGUUGCAUUCGUUUGUCAAUUUUCGUUUAUUUAUUUUUUCACAUUUAAUUUAUUUAUUAUUUUAUCGGUCGCGUACGGCGUGGGAUUUUUCGUGUACCCAUGACACCGUUUGUCCGCGUAUUUCAUCAAUGUUUGCCCUUAGCCUUUCGCCCUUUUGUCCUGAUUUUUGCGGGGACCAUGCUCGAAACGUUGUUUACAACGGUCGAUCGGUUUCAAAACUUCAAACCGCGUGUUAUUCGUCAUUCAUAUUGCAAUCGUGUUUAUCAUCGUGGUCCGUUAAAUUCUAGUCAUUACAACGGUGUUUCCCAUACGGUGUCCUAAAACACUGGUAUGCGGAAAUAUCACCAAAACGAUUCCGCGUACGUUAAAGUUAUUAAAGUUAUUAUACAUCGUAACGAGGAUCCAAUUGUUUUUUAAUAAUAUGUACGUUAGCAUGGACUUGCGUGUACGACGCAAGUACUGAUACGUCCCCGUGGUAAACAAUAACUAACAGUAGGAAGGAGGCUUAGACGACUAACAGAUAUUGAUCUUCUCGAAUAUUGUGAUAUUGUAUAUUAUAUUUGAUUUGUAUGUACCUAUGUAAAUAUAUAUGUGUUAUUAUUUUGGACUUUUCGGUGAAAAAGAAUGAGACGUACGUGCUCAGUACUGUUUUGCCGAAGCGUUGACACGCUACACGAAUCGCUGUUUACUGUUUGACGGCGACAAGUGAAUUUGAUAAGUGUAAACUGUUACAGUAUUAUAACAUGUGAUUUUUUACGCUCGAAAA